Messenger RNA from Gloeophyllum trabeum ATCC 11539, 831 nucleotides. RefSeq lists its product as uncharacterized. The record is from RefSeq and is a predicted model, not a curated record. Bases 52 to 636 code for a protein of 194 amino acids. Lineage: Eukaryota; Fungi; Basidiomycota; Agaricomycetes; Gloeophyllales; Gloeophyllaceae. The transcript is spliced from 3 exons.
UUCCUUCCCUACCCUCCGUCCCCUUUAUCUCGAACACUGCAGACGACCGCCAUGGUUGGCAAAAUUUCCGUUCUUUUGUUUGCGAGCGCCAUCGCCCUUAGCUCAUUGCCUGCUCAUGCACAGACGUCCCUUUAUCUUCCGGGGUUUGACGAUCAGCCCCUCAGCGCCAGUGUACUAGGUACCGAUAGCAAUGGACGGACAACCUGGGAGAUCGUUCAAGGCACGCCGACAGCCUCGGGUCAAGAAGAAUCAUUCCCCGCCACAGCAACUCUUAUCGAAGGCCCCAACGACGCUGUAAUAUCCUACUCUGCAGGAGAUGUGCAGGCCUUGGAAUCCUGCGCAUUGUCCAACGGCGUAGCCAAUUGCAACAUAGUCGCGAAUCAAGACGGCGAACCGUUUACCGCUGAAGGGACGGAGACUGUUUCUUACAUGGUGGUUGGCUUUGCUGCCCCCACUGGGAGCCCCAGUACUACUGAGGCUAGUAUGACUCCGAAAGUCUCGACUUCCGGUGGGUCAGGGACUGGUUCAGGUACUGCUGCGUCUCCGUCCAAAACUAGCGGCGCGCUGGGCCUCAAACAGUUUGCAUCAGGCUUCGCUGGUAUUUUGGCAGCAGGCGCUAUCCUGUGUUUGCUUUGAUUUCACGCUGAGCUUGGAAUGGGCCAGAGCGGGAUUAUGUCUUCGUCUUAUGGGUUUACUGGGCAGCUCGGGCACUCCUUUAUGAUCUGUCGCUACGGUGUACGCAUUAUACGGUAUCUGAAACGACUGUAUAAUAUACUGCAUGUCUCGAGAUGAGAGAAAGUGGGCUUCAGAAUAUAUUAUGGUCAGGAAAUC